Molecule: messenger RNA, 309 nt
Organism: Trifolium pratense (red clover)
Lineage: Eukaryota; Viridiplantae; Streptophyta; Magnoliopsida; Fabales; Fabaceae
Product: late embryogenesis abundant protein Lea5
Exons: 1
Coding region: 1-309 (102 amino acids)
Biological process (GO): response to stress
Cellular component (GO): mitochondrion
Source: RefSeq, a predicted model, not a curated record
AUGGCACGCUCCCUCAACCGUCUUGUUGCUCAAUCUCUCCCUCUGUUUCAUCUUCAUCGCCGAGGUUUUGCAACCGCUUCUGAUGUUUCAGCAAGACUUGGAUUGGGUAGUAUAGCCUCCCAGGCUCGUGGGAAGCUGGGAAGCCUCGAAGAGAAGCCUGUGUCUAGAGAUGGCCCAGAGGCCUACUCGGCUUGGGCCCCAGACCCAGAAACUGGAUACUACCGGCCCAUCAAUUAUACCCCUACAAUUGACCCUGUGGAGCUCCGACGAAUGCUACUCAAACCCAAUACCAGAAGAUCAUCCAACUAG